UUUAAGCAACCCAAAUAUAACACUGCGUCAAGUAUCUGCACAUGCAGCACACACACAUUCAUACGCGCGAUUGUAUCUGACAUUUGCACGCACAAAACAGUAUCCAAUAGAACAUUUUCCUCUCAGAUACAUUUGUGCAGUGUAUUUGUUAGAUGCAAUUUUCGUAUGACAGCCAAGUGCAAAGUGAAUUUAUUUACAUUUAACUGAAGCCGCGAUAGUGCAAGUUGUAAAGGAAAACAAGUGAAAAUUUAAAAGAAAUAUUGAUAUCGCAAAAGUGAAAAUAAUUUAGUUAAUAAUAAUAUAUAUAUCCACAUAAUGUGUGAAGGAAAAAUGUAAAUAUUGGUCUCGUUGCAUUUGCAGUGGAUUUCUUGAAGAUUGGAAAGUAAAGUUGUGCUGAAAAUGCGUGAUCCAUGCCAUGUUGGAUGAAAUCCGUACAGUGAGACAUCCCUAUCACAAUGCAUUGCUUUUAAUAUAAUUAUUUUUAUUUGAUUGCUGAUGGAAAAAAUACUGCGCAUGAAAAAUCAAUAAACGCAAAGGAGACAAUACCGACAGUCACGAAAGGAAAUUCAGUGUGCUUCCCUCCUGACGAAAGGAGGGCGACGAAGCUGUGUUGUCGGUACGAGUUAAAUUCGUAGAAAUCGGUGUCCAAAAGCAGACGUAGUCACUGACGGUCGCAAAAAGAAAACAUUAACAGCAACUAUCUAUGUGUGGGGAACAAACAACAAUAGAUACAUCGUACUAUAUCAACAUAGCCGUUGGCUAGAUACUUCUGAGACGUGGGUUUUUGUUUGAAUACCUUUUUGUUUAUAUUUGCGCAAAGUAUCAGCGCCUCCACUGCGGUUGUCUGUCGGUUCAAGACAUUAUACGCUAUUGCCUAUGAAUAAAUGUUUCUGCGCCCUACCUACAUAUAAUCCAGCGGAAGAAGGUGCGGUGUACGGGACAUGCGGUGCACAAGCGAUCUACAUAUUAGUCAGAAACCGUAGAGGCUGAGUUGUGACAGCCGAGCAAUUUCGCGCUAUUGACCGUAUGCAACAUCAUUAGCUCAAAACAAAAAACAGCAGAGGAAGCAUCCAGUUCGCCAUCACCACCCGUAUUGCAAAUAAUUGUAUCUCCCUUUGUUAUGUGUUUAAAUAAAUGAAUAGAUUAUAAAAUGAGGUGAAAACUGGUGAGAAGCGCAGCUUUAGUGAACAAGUUAGCCGGUAGUUUGGCGCUACUUCAAGCCAGUGGGGACGGUGCGGAGGCGGAUGGUGUGAAUACUGUUGUUUGUACGCCCGAAUUGGCCCCUUCGCCAUUACGCAUUAACACAUAUGAAUUUAAUUAAGCACCAAUAUAUAGACAAAUUAAAUUAGAGUUCUUUAUAUUUGGUGAGCAUCGGCAUUACCGCUGAACAAUGGCCGCAAAAUAUAACAAUAAAGCAUUAGCAAUCAAAGAAAAAUGCGCAACGUACAAUAAAUGCUAAUUUAAAGCUCAUGUAUGUAUGUAGCUAGUCAGGAGCGGCUCACAACAGAACAAAUAAAAAACAAAUAAAACGAAAACAUUCCAAAUAAAAGCAGCAUUUGAGUGAGAAUCAGUAGUCAGAAAAAAGUAUAGACGCGCCUGUCGCAAAGGCUGCAAAGGCCUCUUUUUCCCAGAUUAAGCUGUAGUUGAUGCACACGACGCCAACUGCGACGCCACUAAUACCACAUUGAAUUUCCAUCGAGUAAGCAGAUUGCACGCGCGGCAUUAGGCAAUCACAGCAAUCGCAUAGCAGAACAAAAAACAAACAAAAAAAUUAAUUGAAUACCUAGCAGUUAGGACAGUGCGCAGGGGUGAGUGCUACGCGGUGUGAUCAGCGACUAUGGUUAAAUCGUUGGUUUCGAAACUAUCGGCGGCAUCAUCAAAUUUAUCACUCGCUUCAACGCUCUCCUCGGUCGGUGUUGGUGGUGGCAGCGGGAGCAGUGGUGCGCAGGAGACCAAUUACGCAAAACAUCGCAACGAUCCAGGUCGCUUCUUCGGCGAUGGCGUACAAUUUAAGGCGAAACUUAUUGGUAUACUCGAAGUGGGCGAGGCACGUGGCGAUCGCAUGUGUCAGGAGGCACUGCAGGAUCUCAAGAUGGCCAUACGGGCUGCCGGUGAACAUAAGCAACGCAUAACCAUACAUGUGACUAUCGAUGGGCUGCGAUUACGCGAUGAGAAAACCGGAGAUUCGCUAUACCACCAUCCUGUGCACAAAAUUUCCUUCAUUGCGCAGGAUAUGACCGAUUCGCGUGCAUUUGGCUACAUAUUUGGUUCACCCGAUAGCGGACAUCGCUUCUUUGGCAUAAAGACUGACAAAGCGGCUAGUCAGGUUGUGCUGGCAAUGCGCGAUCUCUUCCAAGUCGUUUUCGAGCUAAAAAAGAAAGAAAUCGAAUUGGCACGCCAGCAGAUACAGUCAAAAUCUAUACACGAACAUCAACUUGCCUCAUUAUCAUCACUAAAAUCCUCCGCUGGCGGGGUUGUAACAGGAUUGAGCGCCCACAACGAUCUCAGUUGCAGCGGUGGAGGCGGUGGUGGCAGCACGCUGUCGGUGUUAAGUGGGCUUAGUGGACAAAAUCGUGCGUCAGCUUCGAAUCGGUUGGGUGUUAAUUUAGACAACAAAGGAGCAUGCAAAGAGAUGUCCCCUGAAUCAGUAGCAGACCUAGUGGAUUUGGAACAAGAGCUGAGCUCUAUACAACGAGGCAUCACACAAAUGGAACGCAUCACACCCAAUGAGCCGGUGCAACCGCCACUCGGUGGGGUCGCUGGCAAGGCAGCUAACGAUGAUGAUCCAUUUGGCGACUCAUUUACUAAUUUUCCUACUUACAAUCUUUUGCCUCCGCCCGAAUCUGGUCGCUCACGCCAUAAACCAAUAAAUAAAGUAAUAGACCCAACAGUAAAUCAAACAACAAUAGCAACGAGCGUGCCACAAAAUGCUACACUUUCUUCGUUACUUUCACCUACACCGGUAUUAAGCAGUUCACCGGGCACUUUGCAGCAAGACGACGACGACAGUUGGCUACAUGAACUUGACCAGCAAAACGAUGUAUUUGAUACUUCCAAAGCUGGCACCAUGGGCAUGGGUGUUAACUUACCGAUGGCACCGCUAGCGCCCAGUGAAUCCACUUCGACACCAACGCAACAGUUGAGUGAAAAUUCAACGCUAGUCGAUGUUGACGUAGGUGCGGCUGCUUCGAGCAAUACACACACUCAAGCUAGUGGAACUGUGGCGGUGGCAUCAACAGCACCGACUACUGCGGGCAUGACGUCGACUUCACCGAUACCAAUAUUGAGUGAUGGACCGCCACAGGCGACAGCAGGCAGUGCAGUGAAGUCAGAUGCUUUUACAGAUUUGGAUCCAUUAGGUACGGGUCGUACACGUCCCUACGUCGAUAAGAAAUACUUUUUCCAGGAGCUUAAGAAUCCACCCAAGAAAGUGCUAAACGACUUGUCUUCAGGUGGUAAUGGCACCGUAGAUAUAACCGCUACAGGUGUUCACUAUACAGCCGCCUCGGCAGUGGUCGAUGAGUUUCUCAGCAAAGAGGGUCUCUUCGAGGACACGCUAAGCCACAUGGAUGGCAAUAGCGAGGGCUCUCAGCAGUUGCAACAGGCGCAGUCGCAUCAGCCACAUCCACAGCCACAACCACCACCACUUAACAUUACUAACACUACUCGUACAUCAGACUCUACGGCGACAACUGCUGGUUCCGCUGGUGAUGUUGUGAUGAUGCCACGUGACACUGACCCUUUUUCGCCGACGCGAAAGAAGAGCGACCCAUUCCAAGAGGGUGGUGACGUUUUUGCUAAAUUGGAUCCAUUCGAGUUUGAAUUCAAUAGUGGCGAGAUGAAUCAACGAAGCUCACCAUCCACUAGUACCGAAGCGCGUCGUUCAGAGGAUGUUUUCAAUGGGCCUUUACAAGUCAAUUUACCGCCGGAAAGUAAUCUUUCUCCAACCUCAGCGCAACCGCUGAACACUGCGGCACAGUGGCGCGCAGACGUUGCGCGCUUGGAGCGACAAAUGGGUGAGCCCGUCGCGGCGAUGGGCAAUGGAACCGUUGGCAGCACAGUGCGUUCACGACCAACACCAUCCGGGCAAUUGUCAUCCCUGCCACAACCAUCUUCGGUUUUUAAACAACAAACAGCAGAUGUGAUUUCGAGCAUUAGCAAUAAGAAAAUGCCACAUUUGUUUGGACAGGCGCGUUUCUCCAAACGCGACUCCAAUAGCAUUAACAUGUGUCGCCUUCAGGAGAGCGACUCAUUGAGUGAGAAUGAAGCCGCGCCAGAGCCACCACCGCGGCCAGACUUGGCGUUAUACGCAGAACCACCACCAUUACCGCCUAAAAAGCAGUUCAACGAUAUUAUCAUACGUCCGCGUGUGACCUCGGGUAAUGCAGUGCCACCCAGCGCGUCUGCGUCGGCUAGCCGUUAUGAAUUUGUCAACACUACCACAAAGACUUUGCGCAUCUCCAACGCUGAAGUACCACCGAUACCGUUACCCUCACGCCGCGUUAGUCAUUCGGAUGGCACAUAUCCUGGACCAGGACGACCACGUAAACCUGGACACACAGAUGAUGACUACUUGGUGCCCAUAAGCGGUGUUGGCAGCAUUGGUAGCGCAGCGGCCAGUGAUGUGCCACCGCUCUUGCCACCACCAACACAGAUUUCAACGCGCAAUCGAGCACAACGACAGCAAUCCCUAACGAAGUCACAGGAUAUCUAUGAAAAUAAAAUGGAGAUUCUGCAACAACAACAGCAGAAACAACAGCAAGUUCUCACCGAUAGCGGCGGCGGCGCACCAACUGCAGUGGUAACGUCGCUGAUACCCGACAUUACAUUGAGUCAGCUCAUGACGUUGAGUCUGGACGAGUUGGCUGCUAAGUUGAGUGUGCCCGUUAGCAAACUGAGCACUAUGACCCUGGUAGAGCUUACAUCUUAUCUCUCGGAAUUCAUAGAGAAAUCAAAACCACAACGUGCUGUUGCUGCCGCGGCUAGUGGCGCAAUUGGCCCCGAGCAUACGCUGGCAAGCCACAUGAGUCCUAGACGAAUGCGUCGCAUUGAAAUGCAAUCUGUUCGGUGUGAGCCAUCGCCUACGUUGGCGCAACCAUCGGUGUUUAAAGUAAAUUUCGACCAGCAGGCAACUUUUGUCGCGAAAUUCGACGACACAUUCGGUGAAGACCUGCCCACUCGUAUGGCUGAGGGCCAAAGCCAAGACACGUUCGCUAACUUCGAGCAGUUCAACGAACCGCCAGUCGCGCCACCACCAAUACCAAGCGACGCCAGUCACAGCACCCCGCUUGUGCCAUCCGCCGAUCGCUAUGCCGUUUUCCGCGAGAUAAUCGAUAAGGAGUUGCAAGAGCAGCAAGAGAAUGCAGAUCUUAUUGGCGAAGUGAUCACAGAGAUUGAAGAUGGCAGCGGCGCUAAUUCUCUCACAGCAUGCACUGCGGAUGCUGAUGGCGCGGCAACUGUAGCAAACGAUCUUGGCGUGCACUUUGAAGCAAAUUUUGAUGAUGAUGAUUUCCUUACGGGGCCUACAACGACCAUUACAGCGAGUGCAAAAGUGCAGCCACCAAAAAUUGAUACGAAAAUAACAGAAGUAGUGGCGCAAGCAAAGGAUCGUUACGCCGCUUUACGCGACAUAAUUCUAGUAGAAAACCUCUUCGACAAUAAGCCGCCAUCAACUUUGCGAGCUUCACAGGAGUUCCCCGAGUUUAGCGAUGAAUUCAAUGAAGAUCAAGAUCAAGAUCUUAAGCAUAUAAUGGAUGGACGUGUCAGUAGUAGUGGCCCUGAUCGUUUAGGUUUGGUAGACAGUCGUGGCUUACCUGCGGAGCCUUCUUCUUCCGCAUUGACUGUCGAAGACGACGACGAAGAAGAUGACGGCGGCGGUGAAAGCAGUUUGGACAGCAAUGACAAAGACGCCGAUGUUCCUGGUAACGGACAAGACAAAUAUGAAAAACUGUCCACAUCCACACAACAACUGGAUGGCGAAAAGUCUGAUAAGCCCGAUAUGAAUGGCAGCAUUCCCGAACGCUCCGCUUCCCAACCUUCGCCGAAUUUAUUAAAUGCUAAGCAAGAUAGUAAAUUCCUCACUGUGACAGGCAGCAGUGGACUUUCGUCUUCCAAGGAUGACUUGGAAAUAGACGAGCUAAUGCAACGUGCCAUAUCUAAUUUGUCGCUAGACUCCCGGGAGCGCAUUUCACCCGCGAAUUCAGCGACCAAUAUACCCACAGUUAUCGUAACUUCAGGUAACUCCAUAGCUUUGCCACGUCCAAAUGCCACACUUUCGACGCAAGCACAGUUCAACGACGUAAGCACCUCUCCUAUUCCGCUACAGAAGUCGCCAACACCAGGCACUGCUCAGCAACAACAGAAAUCACCACUUAGCAAAUCGCCACAAGCUUCGCCACUUUUAUCACAACUCUCCGCUGUGUCGAACCUAAUCGACACCGCUACAAAACAAAUUGGCGCCAGUAACGAUUCGCAACAGGAAACGGAGGUGAAACAUUCGAAAGAGUUUUGGGCGACCUUUGACUCACCUAAGCCAAGCAUCGAGAAGGUGGAUAAACGUGGCAGAACAGCAGCCAAGCUCACGAUAAAAACUUCAUCACUGCAUUUACCACCGCCGCCACCAUCGAAUACAUCACAAAAUGAUACAGCGGAGUCGCCAUGCUCGUCAGAUCCACGUGAUGACGGUUGGAGUAAAAGCGGUAAUAUCGGUCGUCGCUGGACGAAGAAAGAACGACAUCAGACAUCAUCCUCGUCACGUGAUCUCAGCCCAUGGGAUGAUGAGCUGUCUGACUUUCAAAAGCAAAAACGCGUACCAGGUGUGGGCCCCGCAGCACCAACGCCAGGUGCCGUACAUGCUUCGGAUCGACAUGGCUACUAUAUGCGACAUACGCGGCGCCUGAACUCUUGCGAUGAAGAUUAUGACUAUGAAGACGAUUUCAGUGCACGACGUGAUCAUCGAAAACUAAAGCCAGGACUCUCACGCAGCCGAGAUAACUUCGAUUUAGAAUCUCCUAGUUGGUAUCACCACGCACCUCAUCAUACCUGGUCGCCACAGGAAAUCGAACAAGUAGCUGGUAUGCGUGCACGCGCCUUUGAACGUAGCGCUUAUGAGCGCACAACUUACGGACCUCCGGUCUACGAUAAACGUGGCGUUGCACUGCCGCCCAAUGCCUCAUCGAGCUACGACCGUCGUAGUGGUUACGAUAAACGCAGCAAAUAUUAUCGCGACUAUGCGCGCCCAAAUUACGAUUUCGACGAAUAUGGCGACUCGCCUCACGAUCGCUAUCGUGAUACUGGAUGCUUUGAAAAGCCGAAAGUUGGUCGACGAGCCGAUUACGAAAAUAUAUACGAUGAAGGCCGUUCCCCAAUGGGUGGGCUGAUCAGCGGCAGUAGUGGUUAUAAGUCACGCGGUGGAGAUUAUUUAUAUGAACGCGACCGCAAAUCUUUCGAUCGGGAAAGCGUGGAGUCUUUUGAGAGCGCCACGCGGCGUCGGCGUAGUUUCGGAAGCGGGGAUGUGUACGGUAGUAUUGAGAGUCACGAAGAGUUCCGCGAACGCUAUGGGCCGGAAAAAACGCGCUCGUUGCGGAAAGGCAUGAAGCUGCGAACUACUGGCGACAUUGAAUACGAACAAGAUUCUGAAAAUGAUUUUCAUCAGCGCGCGCGCCUCAGUAGCGGUGCAAAUGUUGUUGGUAUGACAGAUACACGUAGUCUGCAGCGUCCAAGUCAACUGACGUCAGGUGGAUCAGUUAACGCUAUGAGCAUGGGAGCUGGGCAGACGCGUGCACGCAAGAGUAGCGGUUCAAGUCCCUGGGAUGGCGAAGAACCGUCAUUAGCAGGUCAGAAAUCUUGGAAGCGCCCAUCAAGUGCCGCCGACUCCGAACGACGACUCGCCGAAAGUAGACGGGCUGCGACACUUGGACAGACUCUAUCUGGCUCAGAUGGUGAAAAGGAUCGCAGGUUCCGCAAAAAACAACGUUCGCGUGGCAAAGAAAUUCCAUACAGUAGCACUGGCACUGCACCUGGUAGUAGCAGUCGUUACAGUAGCGGCGUUGUCUCGGCAGCACCACCUCAUCCACGUGAUAAUUACGAUUAUAUCACAUAUGACGAUGAUGAUGUGGACGACGAGGAAGACUACGUGGAUGAAGAGUAUGAUGAACCGCCUACGGAUGAGGACAAGUUUGAACGCUUAAAUAGGCGCCGCCAUGAGAUGCAUCAACGCAUGAUGGAGAGUGAUCGUAGACAACAUUCCAUGGGCAAAGUGCCAAUCAGUUCACUCAAAUGCAGUGCCCCUACGACUGCUGCCAAGAAAUAUCCAACGCGAAGUGGCGAUUAUGAUUUCGAUGAUUACGAGCAGACGCCUACACCGCGCUCGAAUGCCAGCGCUAGCUUAGCAAGCGCAGGCAGCUCCUAUCUGGCAACAACCAGUGUUGGUGGUGGCGGUUGUGCUACGAAGUUUAGUUUCGAUGGCGGUUUUGAAUCGGACUUUAAUCAGAGCUCGCCGCCACCGGCUCCUGCGGGUACAGCAUCCAGUUGCAACUCUACCCCAGCCGCCAACACAGCAAGUGCGUGUGCCACAUCAGCUACUAAAUCGUCUUUCCGCUUCUCAAAUGACUUUUCGGAACGAGAAAAACUGCACAGCUUCGCACAAAAUUCCACGAGCGUUAGCAGCUCGCAACAGUUUGAUUUGGAUGGUACGCAAUCGCCAGCUUCGCACACAAUGCCGCCAAUUAUUACACAAAAGUUGCGUUUCGAUGAUAAUGUCAAGGUUUCGCAAUUUGACGAUGCUGCCUUUGAAGAUGAUUUCUCAAAUGCACAAUUCGAUUUCGAAAAGGAAGACCAGUGGCAUGCUGACUCACUACAAAGCGCUAGCAAUGCAGCGCUUAUGACGUCUGCUGCAAAAAAACAGAAUCUGCGCAAUAGUAAACUGCAACAGAGGCAGGAACUUAUUAAGAAAUCCGAAUCGAUUAAUAUAUUUGCCAAGAAAUCAGAGGAUCCAUUCGAAGAUGAUGAGUUUUUUAAAGCACCGAACGAAACGAAAUUAGCUAAUAACAGUAACAAUAAUAAUAAUGGACAACAAUCAGCGAAAUCGAGUGCAGGGAAUGGGAGCGGAUUUCAAUGCGAGGAUGAUUUUAAUUUCGCCAAAUUCGAUGAAAACAUGUGAUUUGAUAAAUUAUUUGCACGAAACGCAAAAACUGAGCAUAUAAUAAAACAACAACAACAAAGUAAUAGCAAUUUGAAAAGUAUUGAAGUUCCAAGUGAAUGCAAGGAGGCUAUGAAACGAAGUCGUGCUAAAGAACAAAGUGAUGAGGAUGAUGAAGAAAAUAAUUAUGCCGAGAUUAAUGUGCUCGCCGAUCAUGAUUACUAUUAUAUAACAAAUCUAAAUGAAUACUACUAUCAGCAUCAACAAGAACAGCAAAAACAGCAAUACACACAAACACAAUUGCAACAUUCUUACAGUUCGGCACCACUUUGCGCAGCGACAGAUAUCGUAGGUGAGUGUGGUAGAGGAGUUGUGCCCAAAGGAAACGACUGUCUCACUCAAAUUCAACGACAUCAACAGCAAGAACAACAACAACAAUAUGAAAGUAUUAAGGGGACUUUGUUGAGGAAUACGAAAAAAUGUCGACGUAAAAUCGUAUCAUUGAAUUUUCUAAUGAAAAAUUUGAUUAUGUAUCGCUUUAAAUAUGAUAUUCUAUAGGAAGUAUGGAGAGAGGCUAAAGAAUAUAGCAUUGACAGUUGUUUAGACCGAGUUGCGACUCCAAUUUAAA
Molecule: messenger RNA, 9767 nt
Organism: Anastrepha ludens (Mexican fruit fly)
Lineage: Eukaryota; Metazoa; Arthropoda; Insecta; Diptera; Tephritidae
Gene: Dab
Product: protein disabled
Exons: 11
Coding region: 1838-9160 (2440 amino acids)
Source: RefSeq, a predicted model, not a curated record